UUAAAAUUACCGCUGGUUUUUGUUUCGGAUAUUUUACAACACUGUAUAAACAGCUGUCCAGUGUUUUGAUUUAGUCUUGGCGUGCAAGUUGCGGUUACGUACAUUCUUUUUGGGAAACAUGAGAGGUAUGCUGCCCAGACUUUGGAGAAUAUGCGACACCAGCAGCCGCCAAAAGCUACUCAGUGCUUUCACUACGCGUAGCUGGAUAACAGGAAAUGCAACCCGAUUUUUGUCAACCAUUAAUCCCAGCGCAAAGCAGAAUGAGCGGCCGCACUGUAAUGUGGGCACUAUUGGUCAUGUGGAUCAUGGCAAGACAACGCUGACGGCGGCAAUUACCAAAAUUCAGGCAAAGAAGGGUCUGGCAGAAUUUAUGUCCUACGAACAAAUUGAUCGCGCUCCUGAAGAAAAAGCGCGAGGUAUUACUAUUAAUGCAUGUCACAUUGGCUACGCCACAACAGAACGCACUUAUGCCCACACUGAUUGUCCAGGACAUGCGGAUUACAUCAAGAACAUGAUCUCCGGGGCUUCACAAAUGGAUGGUGCUAUUUUGGUAGUGGCUGCCACAGAUGGACAAAUGCCUCAAACUCGCGAGCAUCUGUUGCUGGCCAAGCAGGUGGGCAUACAGCGCAUCAUAGUUUUUAUCAACAAAGCAGAUCUGGUGGAUCAGGAGGUGCUCGAACUAGUCGAAAUCGAAAUGCGCGAAAUGCUGUCAGAUUUUGGCUUUGAUGGAGUCAGUAGCCCAGUUAUUUGUGGCUCUGCACUGCUAGCGUUGCGCGAUGAUCAGUCCCAGUUUGGUAUUCCUGCCAUUGAGCAGCUUUUGGAACAAUGUGAUGCAUAUAUUCCAACGCCACAGCGCGAUGUCAAUGCACCCUUUAUACUGCCCAUAGACAAUGCUUUUACGGUACCGGGUCGUGGUACUGUCGUCGUGGGCACCAUCAAACGCGGCACCAUUCCGCGGAAUGCAGAUGCUGACUUGUUGGGCUUUAACCAGAACCUAAAGACAAGCGUUAGCGACAUACAAAUCUUUCGCAAAAGUGUACCACAGGCACUCGCUGGCGAGAAUGUCGGCGCACUUCUGCGGGGAAUAAAGAUUUCGUCUGUAGAGCGCGGCAUGCUGCUUUGUGCAGCUGGCUCAGAGGAUAUAUCUAAUCAUUUCGAGGGCUCCAUCUAUUUGCUUUCCCGUGCCGAAGGUGGUCGUACAAAACCCAUGCUUUCCAAAUACAUCCAACAGCUGUUUAGUAUGACUUGGAAUGUGCCAGCUCGCAUUGAUAUUGUGCCCAACGAAUCCAUGCUGAUGCCCGGCGAGCAUGGACAGGUGCGCGUCACUUUGCUUCGCAAAAUGGUCAUGACACCGGGACAAGCUUUUACUAUAAGAGAGAAUGGAGCGACUGUGGCGACAGGCAUGAUUACCCAAAGGCUUCCCUCACUGGACUUACCUAAAAAUAAGCUAUCAAAGGCGUUGGUGGACUGCUAACAAUCCUGUACUUGUUUUUAAAUACAAACCAGCCCUAUUUGUUGUAUUGUAUUGUAAAUUUCAAAAUCUUAAUUUAAAAUUUUUUCA
Messenger RNA from Drosophila busckii, 1561 nucleotides. It is a transcript of the gene mEFTu2, whose product is annotated as elongation factor Tu. Gene Ontology annotation, molecular function: GTP binding; GTPase activity; translation elongation factor activity. Bases 119 to 1474 code for a protein of 451 amino acids. The record is from RefSeq and is a predicted model, not a curated record. Gene Ontology annotation, biological process: mitochondrial translational elongation. Lineage: Eukaryota; Metazoa; Arthropoda; Insecta; Diptera; Drosophilidae. Gene Ontology annotation, cellular component: mitochondrion. The transcript has 3 exons.